CAAUUGUUUACAGUUAGAUGUAAAUAAAAGUAGUAAAGAUAAAGACCCGACGAAUCCGAUUCGAUCUCGACGUUGCCAGCUUGCCGGGCCGCCAUCGCCGUUGCGGUGCGAGGGAGAAUCGAUCGGCGACCGAACGACCCUCGCGACACGACCGCGGCGCACGUCGCCCCGCGCGCCAGUCUGUUCUAAACGCUCCUCCACGUAAUCUCAAAAUGUUCACCGAAAAACUAGACUUAAAACUCAUUGGCUUAGUCAGAGACAAUACAGUGCUCUACGACCACAAUAACCCACAGUACAUGGACUUUAAUGCCAGAGAAGUUGUCUGGCAGAAGAUAGGCGAUGAACUCAAGCGGCCCGCGGCCGUGUGCAAGGCGAGGUGGAUCAACAUCAGAGACAUUAAUCGCCGUAUAUUGAGGAAAACACUAAGCAGCUCCGGUAAGCGAGUGAAGCUGUAUAAGUAUGAAAGCGACCUUGCUUUCAUGAGGCCAUUUUACAGGGAUAUUUUGAUACAGAACGGCGAGUUUUCGUGGGAUGAAAAGAACCAAAGGGACUGUGAUGUGGAGGACGAUCCAGACAUCCCUGAUCAUAAUACAGACGAUUCCAAUGACGAAAAGCCAAUAAAGGCGAAAGGUAAGAAGUCUGGCAUUAAGAAAAAGAGAAAGAAGAGGAAAUACGAGGAGGUUGAGGUAGAGAAUCCUUCUGCAAGUAUUGGAGAACCGAGUACGGCGGGGCUCUCGGAGUUUGACCCCUGUGACCCGGUGGACUCUUUCCUUCUGAGCAUUGGAGCCACAUUGAAGACCUUUUCUCCAUACCACCUGAACGUGGCGAAGAGUAAAAUAUUCGCUGUUGUCCAGGAACAUGAUUUGCAACAGAUUGUGCAGAAGAAAAGCGAUAUGGACGACAAAACUCCUUUAAAUAUGAUCUAAGUUUUGAAUAAGUUCACUAUAGACACUUUAGUUUAAGUAAUAUCUUGUGCGUGGACAUCUUCAUGCGAAGAUGUGAUGUGAUUUGCCAUAGUGAUUUAA
Messenger RNA from Cydia splendana, 1025 nucleotides. RefSeq lists its product as uncharacterized. The transcript is spliced from 2 exons. NCBI's taxonomy places the organism in Eukaryota, Metazoa, Arthropoda, Insecta, Lepidoptera, Tortricidae. Bases 213 to 926 code for a protein of 237 amino acids. The record is from RefSeq and is a predicted model, not a curated record.